AUGCCUCGCCCAAUCCCCAACGCAUUCCAGAACAUCGCGCUUCGCUCUGGUAUCGCAGAGCAACAGGACUCGAGCCGAUGGGACCCACAGAACCCGCCCUCGUUUCCGCUCCCGCGUCUCUGCCUCAAAGACAUAGAUGACGACGUCAUCGAGGUGCAGGUCUUCGACCGGCCGACAACAGGGCGACGGGGGAUGGUAUGGGCAGUAGCAGCGCGGCCAGAGAAGCAGCUCUCCGCCAACCAGUACAUCGUCCUGAAGACGUCCACGAGGACGAGCGGGGCACUGGGCGCAGUUCGUCGUCGCGGGAGGCCCGACGCCGUGCAGCCUGCGCGUCCCGGUCCCGUGGGUGUGCCUCAGCCCAAUCGAAUGCCAUACCCACUCGACGCGCUACCUCACGCUGCCGAAGACCCUGCGCCACACCCCUCGUUCUUGAGCAGCCCCCUCAUCGCGAAGGAUGAUGAGAACCCGUAUGAGUUUGAGGUGUGGGAAGACUCUGCGGUGCUCGACUUGCGGCUCGCUCGCAUCUACAACAUUACAAUAUUGCCUGAGGGUGCCAGGAGGCACUAG
This is a messenger RNA of Rhodofomes roseus, 567 nucleotides long. RefSeq lists its product as uncharacterized. NCBI's taxonomy places the organism in Eukaryota, Fungi, Basidiomycota, Agaricomycetes, Polyporales, Fomitopsidaceae. Bases 1 to 567 code for a protein of 188 amino acids. The record is from RefSeq and is a predicted model, not a curated record. The transcript is spliced from 2 exons.